AUGGAUGCCAUGGAUGAGAGUCCUGAUCACAACUUGCCAUCUCCUGUCAAUUUGACUGGCAGUGAUGUGGCAGGGUACAGACCCCGCGGGUAUCAGCUAGAGAUGCUAGAAGCUAGUCAACAACAAAACAUCAUUGUCGCAAUGGAUACUGGCAGUGGAAAAACUCACAUAGCUGUCAUGCGCAUCAUCUCCGAGCUCGAACGGUGCCCUGCAGACAAGCUGGUGUGGUUUCUGGCACCAACGGUCGCUCUUUGUCUUCAGCAGCACGAGGUCAUCGCUUCACAAAUACCAUCUGCCAAGACUCGAGUCUUGAUUGGCAGCGACAAUGUGGAAAGAUGGACCGAACAAGCCAUUUGGAACAAUGCCCUCAAAGACAUUCGGGUGGUUUGUUCCACCCAUGCGGUUCUUUCCGAUGCGUUGAAUCAUGGAUUCGUGCGGAUGUCACAGUUGGCCCUGCUUGUAUUCGACGAGGCCCACCAUUGUACUCGAGGCCAUCCGGCAAACAAAAUCAUGCAGUACCACUACCACCCGACGCGAGCCAAGCUCGGCACACAUGCCGUUCCCCGGAUUUUGGGACUGACCGCAAGUCCUAUCGUCCGAUCGAAACCACGAGAGCUACAAAUGAUAGAAGCGAAUUUAGACGCCAUAUGCAAGACACCGCGAAGACACAGAUCUGAGCUACUUGAGCAUGUCCAUCGACCACAACUCGAGUGCAUUCCUUAUCCACCCUGUGAGGUUGAAAAGGGUAUUUUUGGGAGCCGAUUGCUUCCAUCUCUUGUGAAAUGUGUGAAAGCGUACGACAUACAUGAAGACCCCUACAUUGAACUGAUUCUAGAUCCUUCAGAGAGAACAGUGGAAGCAGAGAACUUUGUCAAAACAGGAAAAACAUUCUGCGGCCAGCAGCUUGAAAAGUUUCUGGAGCGAAGCUUUCAUAUGUACGUCGAACUUGGUGGUUGGGCGGUUGACUACUUCAUCCAGGCAUCAAUUGAUCAGCUGCGGCGAUCAAUAGAGAAUGAUGGCUCAAUGACGAGAUUAGACCGAGCAGAAAGGGUCUAUCUCUUGGAGCUUCUUGCUAGUAUGCCACUGCCGGAGAACACCAUGGUGAACACUCACAUCUCCCCAAAACUGGAGAUAUUGCUCUCUUUCCUUGAUAAAAUAGAUCAUCCCGAGUUCUCUGGCAUCAUUUUUGCCAAGAGACGAUCGGUAGUGAGUGUCCUGACUCGAUUUUUAUCACUGCAUCCUGCGACAAUGGAUCGCUUCCGCUGUGCAUCAUACGUCGGGUGGUCCAGUAGUCGGAACGAGUCUUUGGGAGAUUUGCUCACUCGAGACAUGCAACGUGACACGUUGUCUGAGUUCAAAGCGGGUCGGAAGAAUUUGAUCGUCGCUACUGAUGUCCUCGAGGAAGGGCUGGAUGUUAGCUCGUGCCGCCUGGUCAUCUGUUACGACAAACCAGCCAAUGUGAAGUCUUUCGUUCAGCGCCGUGGACGGGCACGACAUGAGCAUUCUACAUAUGCUAUUAUGCUAUCCACCGAAGAAGACUCACUCAUUUUGUCCCAAUGGCGUGCAUUAGAGGAAACCAUGAUUAAAGCCUAUCAACAGGAAGAGAGGCAACAUAGAGAAGCGUGUGAGCUCGAGGCAACGCAAGAGAUUGUUGAUGAAUGGCUGUUUGUAGCCUCAACAAGUGCGCGACUUUCUGCGGAUGAUGCUAUGCAACAUCUUCACCACUUUUGCUCCCUGUUGCCCGUUGACCAAUACGUCGAUAACCGGCCCAUGUUCUCUUUUGAAGACGAUUUGAGCGGUCUCAUCCGAGGCACAGUUACUCUGCCAAACUCAGUUCAUCCCGCGGUCCGGCGAACACAAGGCAAAAGCUGGUGGUGCACCGAGAUCGCAGCCAGAAAAGAAGCAGCUUUCCAAGCCUACAAAUCACUCUGGGAGUACGGCCUGGCCAACGAUAAUCUUUUACCAUUGACACGAAAGCCAGAGCUGAGAUUCACGGAAGACACGCCAAUGCCGGCUUUGAUCGAAUGUUCCGCGCAGUAUGAUCCUUACAUCGAUUUGGCUCAAGAUUGGGUGAACCAUGAGCUUCAUGAGACGAGCAUCACGGUCUCAGACAAUUGCACGGGUGUAGUUAACGAAGACCUGUUGACGUCGAUCGUACUACCUAGAUGGGUGCCUGUGCCAGAUCCUCUUACAUUCUUUUGGGAGAAUGAAACUAGCAUGACUGUGACUUUUAGACCAAGUCAGCCUAUCAGUCCGAUGCCUACCGCGGAGAUUAUUCAGCAUAUGAGAACCAUCACCGCGAUGUACCUUCAAGCCCCCUCGUCUCGCUUGCAAGGAGCUGGUAGAGACUAUGUCGCUCUUUUCGUUCCAAACAUCCCAGUUGAACAACUAGGAGCUUGGAUUCAGCGUUACGAAGGCACUGAAAAAGCUGUAGAUCUCUACGCGCGUGACAAUGAUAUCUCUCCGGUUGGUAUUAUUCGCGACACAGCAAAGUACAGUGAACCACGACUGUUUCGCAUGUGGCAUGAGACGGGAACAUUGGAAAUUGAAUGCCGGAGCUUGCCGAAGCGACGAAAUCUCCUGCAGUAUCGAAACCCAUCCCAAAUGGCGGAUGAAUCGGAAGAAGCCCCUCCCAAGAUUCACAUCAUCCCAGCUGCAGGCUGCACGGUUGAUAAACUUCCAUGGAAGAAGUCCAUGUUUGGUCUGUGUAUCUCCGCCAUUCUUGAUCGCUUCGAGGCCACUAUCGUCGCUCAUAGACUCAACGAGACUAUUCUCAAAGGUGCUGGAAUCCAGGACCUUAGCCAUGUCUUGACGGCGAUUACCACGCCACUCGCCCAGGCGACGACGCAUUAUCAGCUUUAUGAAUUCUUUGGUGAUUCCGUGCUGAAAUUCACGGUCAGCUGUAAGCUAUUUUUCUCACAACCAACUUGGCACGAGGGGUAUCUUUCCGAAAGCCGUGAUAAGCUCAUCAAGAACGAGCGGCUGGCGAGGGCAGCACUGGACACUGGUCUCGAUCAGUUCAUCCUGAACGACCGGUUUACGCCUCGGAAGUGGCAUGCACCGCUGAUAUCCACCAAAUCAGCUUUGGCAGGUACCCAGCCCAAGCGUAAAUUGUCCAUGAAGGUACUGGCAGACGUCGUUGAAGCGUUGAUUGGUGCCGGAUACAUGGAUGGUGGCAUGCGGAGAGCUCAAGCUUGUCUCCACCGUUUCCUGCCGGAGAUAGACAUUCAGGAAGGAAUUCCACCAAGAGAACAGGCCUCGGAUCUCGCUAGCAACCUGCUAGACCCAGAGCUCAUCGGCAGUCUGAUUGGGUACAACUUCCAAGAUGCCUCACUCCUGACCGAGGCACUGACACAUUCGUCCUGCGAGCAUGACAUGCGUACCCAAUCAUACCAGCGACUCGAGUUCCUGGGCGACGCAGUCCUUGAUAUGGUGGUUGUCUCCGUCUUCGCAGAGCUAAACCAGAAGAUCCCGGAGGGCAAGAUGACCCUUAUCAAACACUCUGUCGUCAACGCGGGUCUUUUGGCAUUCCUCUGCAUGGAGAUGACCCUUGAUGAUAUCUCCCUAUGGAAAUUCCUCCGCUUUAACGGCCCAGCCAUUGGCGCUGCCCGAGAUGCAUCCGUGGCCCGACACCAAGAACUGCGCGAAGAAAUCCUCCACGAGCUUAAGUACGGAUCCAAGUAUCCCUGGGAAUUAUUCUCGCGCGUCCGCCCAGACAAAUUCAUGUCAGAUAUCGUCGAAAGCACCCUUGGCGCGAUCUUCAUCGACUCAGGCGCUGACAUGGGCCUCGCCCACUGCACUGCUUUCGUCGAGAGAUUGGGAUUACUUUCAUAUGUGCGACGCGUAAUUGCGGAGAACGUGGACGUCCAGCAUCCACGUAACAAGGCGCAGGAUGUGUUGGGAAAGACCGUUGGCCAACUGGUGUUUAAGUCCAGGCGCGUUGAAGCGAAGGGCGUUGCUGCAACUUAUCGGUGCACUGCAACUAUGAACAAGAAUGAGGUUGCCAUAAUUGAGGGAUGUGCUUCCGCUGAUGAAGCUGAGAUCAAGACCGCGUUGUGGGUCAUUGAGAAGUUCCACGCUCAACAAUUUGCUGAGUCGGCUGCUGGACUCGUUAACGCUCCUUGA
Molecule: messenger RNA, 4125 nt
Organism: Penicillium subrubescens
Lineage: Eukaryota; Fungi; Ascomycota; Eurotiomycetes; Eurotiales; Aspergillaceae
Product: putative RNA helicase/RNAse III
Exons: 7
Coding region: 1-4125 (1374 amino acids)
Biological process (GO): siRNA processing
Cellular component (GO): cytoplasm; nucleus; RISC complex
Molecular function (GO): ATP binding; RNA binding; ribonuclease III activity
Source: RefSeq, a predicted model, not a curated record